Molecule: messenger RNA, 653 nt
Organism: Caenorhabditis auriculariae
Lineage: Eukaryota; Metazoa; Nematoda; Chromadorea; Rhabditida; Rhabditidae
Source: the annotation of a GenBank genome assembly
AUGAUAUCCACCGUGGUUCGUACUUUUCGCUCAGCAAUUUCAAAAGCUCCCUUUUUUGCAGAGAUCAUCGCUCAGUUUCCAAAUCCUCGUACAUUGUCACAAAACAUACUCAGUUAUUUUUUUCACUGCGAUCGUUCUACUUUAUUUUUAUAAAGGUUUUUUUCUUUCAAUUUUGAAAACCACAAUAAAUUGUUUAGGAGCUGUCCUUCCCUAUCAAAACUAUGUACGAGUGAUGGAAUUUUUCAUUUUACUCCCAUUUGCGCCCAUCGAAGCCCUACGCCUCUCUUGGGGUGAAUUUGAAACGAUUUCUACCAUAUGAAAUAAUUGAAGGAACUCGGGGCAACGUACUCGAAAGUUUCACUUUUGUCUUUUUCUCGCUGCUUCUGGCGGUUCCCAUACUUGUCAUCUGCAUCUACCUUUCAUUCUUCCAGAACUAUGGUCUGUUGAAGACGCCAUAUUCAGGAAAAAAGAAACUGUUGCAGUUCUUCUGCUGGAAGCGAUAUUGACUUACAUCCAAGGCAUCGCAGUCAUAGUCGAAGUUCUUCUCUCGCUCGCUCUUUGUGUUUCUUUUUCUGGGUUUCUCUUCUAUUACGCUCCUACAAUUUCAAUUUCUGUUCAGGUCAUCAACUGCUCCCAGCACGGUCUCUUCAUAA